Rhizopus microsporus ATCC 52813 is the source of this 876-nucleotide messenger RNA. RefSeq lists its product as uncharacterized. The coding region runs from base 70 to 840 and encodes 256 amino acids. The transcript has 5 exons. The record is from RefSeq and is a predicted model, not a curated record. Lineage: Eukaryota; Fungi; Mucoromycota; Mucoromycetes; Mucorales; Rhizopodaceae.
UUUUUUCCCCUCUCUCCUUAUUUUAUAAACAAUAACUUAAAAGCAAGAAAAAAAAAAACACCAAGAAUCAUGUCAGUGUCCGAAUAUCAUCAUGAAAUAUCCUCUUCUCAUCUUAUAAAAAGUAUCAUCGAGGAUUUAUUCUCCUACAAUAUGAUAAGGAGAAAGAGAGUGCUAGAAUACUACUUUUUUCAGGACAGUACAUAUACUUCACCUCUAUUAACAGCAGAAAAUGUGAAUAAUAUACAAUAUAUUUAUACUGUUUGGCAAAUACUCAACAGAACAGAACCAACAAUAACAAACAUUGUGUUUGAUGGACAAACAGCUGUGAUUCAUUUGAUUCAUAAUUUAUCACCUACCAUUUUGCCCAGAUGGGUCACUCUUCAAGUUCCCGCCAUAACAACUCUUUAUUUUCGUGAAACAGAAUGUGAUAGUGGAUUAUUAAAAAUCUAUAGACAGGAAGAUAGUUGGACACUCGAAGGUCUGGUUCAGUCAGUACCUUUGAUAUCCUUUUGGUAUAAUAAUGUAUUACGUGUCGUCAUGGGUAAAAUAAUGACCACAACGGGUGAUAUACUCGAUUCAGCCCUAACACAUGCACAAAAGAUGACGUUUCGAAGUAAAGAAAUUCAACGACUAGGUCAUGAAAUUGCGAUUGAGAAUAUGGAAAAACUAGAGGAAUAUCAAGCUGAUUUAAAAGAUAGCUAUAUCGAGGGUCUAAGGGCAUGGAAAGAGUAUUACAUUGAACCUUUGACUUAUAAUGAAGAUGAGUAUGUCUUUGCGCCUAUUAGAGAAUCAGGCAGAGGGUUAUCCUUACAAGAUCAAAUCUACCUGGAUGAAGAAUAAAAAAAAAAGGAUCCGUUUCUUUUUUCCCCUUUAUUC